Messenger RNA from Echinostoma caproni, 981 nucleotides. Lineage: Eukaryota; Metazoa; Platyhelminthes; Trematoda; Plagiorchiida; Echinostomatidae. The record is from the annotation of a GenBank genome assembly.
AUGGGAUUUCGAAUCUGUAUUGGACCAUACACUGAGGACAGUGGGGUUGCCGGAUCGAGUUCCGCUCGUUCUGGUAAUCGAAGUGGCUCUACCACGACAGAAACUGGUGUUGCACUUCUAUGUUCUGCAUUCCUACGAGAUCAACUGACUAACCUGGUUUUGGAAUCCAAAGCGGAAAAUCCUAAUUUCGAUGUUACUUUGUCCACCAACUGUAUGGUUCGUACUCAUGCAUUCCAUUUGGUCGCUAGUCUCAUCAUAUGCAGCCCUAGUGACGAGCUUAGUCCUGGUUCGAAUGGAUCUCCAAGCAGUCCAAGCCCGCUCACCAUACUGAGACAGAACCUUGCCACAGCUGGCUCUACCGGUUAUUUGUUGGAACAACAAGUCUGUCGCCCACCCAUGCCAAAAACUAACACUGACCCAGUUAUAUGCCAGUCACUGGCAACCUCUGAGUCCAUUUGGACGGAACAUUUCAAACGGGCUGUUUCACUUGCAAUAGAGGCAAUGAAACACUCAGAUUCCCAAAUACGUCAAGCUGCAUUAUUGGUGGUCGGUAAUGCACUUUAUCGAUUUUCUCGGGCGUUUGAACUUAUUGAAAAGCAUCUUGAAACACUGGUCAGUAUUCUUGCGGAAGACAACUCUGCACGAAUACGUAGUGGAGCAGCAGAAAAAUGUUUCAAAUGCUUGACUCCGGUUUUCAGACUGCUAGAAGCCGGAUGCACGGAUGGAGAUCGCAGGGUGCAAGAGGCUUCAUUGCUUGCACUACGCCUGCAUUUGGUCGCUUGCCCAUUGUCUAAAAAGAUACUCAACUCUCUUGGAGCAAUGGACAAGUUGAUGCAGUUACAAACCUCGCUGAAAAGAGCAAGUGCAUCCCGCUCCGGUCGCCUACUUCCCGGCAAAUUCCGACAAACGACGAAACAAAGUCCCCUUCUGGACAAUGCCUUAUUGAUAGAGUACACUGCAGCUAUUUGUGAUAUGCUUUGA